This is a messenger RNA of Coregonus sp. 'balchen', 17386 nucleotides long. NCBI's taxonomy places the organism in Eukaryota, Metazoa, Chordata, Actinopteri, Salmoniformes, Salmonidae. The record is from the annotation of a GenBank genome assembly.
AUGUGCGAGUGCAGGAACGGUGCCCGGUGCAACCACAUCACAGGAGCCUGCCUCUGCACCCCUGGUUGGUCGGGACCACACUGCAUUCUGGGUAUGGAAGCCACAUCAUUAAAACGGGGUGUGAGGGAGCCUCUCUACCAGUCCAUCACGGCAUCCUCUCUUACUAAAUACCAUCUCCCAUGUGUUCGAGAACAAUUAUCUGUUUAAUGAUACCCUGCCAAUUCCUUUUUUAGGGAUGCAUAAGGGGUGGGAGGGGUGCAGGGGGGCUGGUAGGAUCCCCUCCAGCAUACAUUGUUAAUUGGGUCAGAUUCUGGAUAAAUACAUUCACGUGUUUAUAGGGAUGCAUUUAAAGGAGUUACUUGGCAAAGCUCUUUUAGGACCAUCAGUUUUACCCUCGGUACUCUCAUGCAAAGUCUCUAUCCGCUGCUCCGCAAAGUCUUCAUGCAGUUUUAAUGAAUCUAGUGAAAUGCCCUCUUAAAGUUCAGACUAUGUCAUUCUCAAGUCUUAUUCGAGAGGGCCUGGUCUCCCCAAAGCAUGUUUUGUGGUCCUGAUGACCCGCAGCCAAGAGUCAGCCCAAACCCACUUGUGUGACUUAAUGACAUGUUACUGUCGUUAGGUGGUUUCCCAUCUCUCUCUCGUUACUCAAAUGUCAUUUCAUUUCAGACAUUGAUCAUUAGCGACUAGUUCAGAUAGGUCAAAUAAAUGUGCUCUAUACAAACGCGCAAACAUAUGGAUUUGGCCAUAUCUCAAGCAAGAAAUACAAGACAAGUACAUUUAAGCCAUAUCUUUCCAUAGAGCAGAUAUGUUUGUGCUUUAGUCAACCGCUCCAUCGUGUCCCUUGUCAUUCUUAUGCAUAUGUUUGACAAUGAAUGACUAAAGGAAUUGAAUAAACCACAUACAGAUGUAGGAUCUUACUUUCCCUUACAUCUUUCGUAAGGGAAAAUCAAGUGGAAAUUCCAAACUUUAACUCAAAUUCACUAAGUUUUAAAUUUGAUCACCCUGUUGAAGGAUUACAUUCUUGCAGCGCAGGACAUUUAAAACUUGCAGUGUGUUUGAGGAUUUAAACAUUUUCGCUUUGAAAUUUAAGACUUGACAUUCCUUACAGAAAUGUCCAUUAAUUAUAAUCACAUAAUUCACAUUUCAUGUUGCUGCAGGAUUAUUUUCCUGCUGUAGCAAACUGGCUCAAAUUAAGAUCCUACAUCUGUAUAUCUGUGUCCAGACUACCAUUAGAGCAGACCACUUCAUGUUGAGUGCUAUAAAAUGCGGACUUGUAUUUAAGUAUAUGACUGUGUAUCCUGUCCUGUGUGGGAGGCAGCCUGCCCUGAGGGUGGUUUUGGGGAGAACUGCAGCCGGAGCUGUGAGUGUCAGAACGGAGCCACCUGUGACCACGUCAGCGGCCGCUGCAGCUGUGGAGCCGGAUGGACCGGAGCCAGCUGCCAAGAGGGUGAGUGGCUCAUCGGUCAACCUAGUAUAUGGCCCAGUCUGACAUUAAACAAACCUUAAACUAACAUUAACCUAACCUUAACCUAACAUUAACCUAACACAUCAGGAGCUCUGCAUGGAACUGAAAUCUCUCUUCUACCAGAAUAUCUUUACAGUGGGGGAAAAAAGUAUUUAGUCAGCCACCAAUUGUGCAAGUUCUCCCACUUAAAAAGAUGAGAGAGGCCUGUAAUUUUCAUCAUAGGUACACGUCAACUAUGACAGACAAAAUGAGAAAAAGAAAUCCAGAAAAUCACAUUGUAGGAUUUGUAAUGAAUUAAUUUGCAAAUUAUGGUGGAAAAUAAGUAUUUGGUCACCUACAAACAAGCAAGAUUUCUGGCUCUCUCAGACCUGUAACUUCUUCUUUAAGAGGCUCCUCUGUCCUCCACUCGUUACCUGUAUUAAUGGCACCUGUUUGAACUUGUUAUCAGUAUAAAAGACACCUGUCCACAACCUCAAACAGUCACACUCCAAACUUGUCACGCUCUGGCUCCGGGACUGUGUAUUUUGAGCCAGGGUGUGUUCAUUUGGUUGUGGUUGGUAUUGGUUGUGUUGUAUUUUGGUUGUUUCCUUGUUUGGUCGUGUGACUCCCAAUCAGUGGUAACGAGUGUCAGCUGUCGGCUCGUUAUCUCUGAUUGGGAGCCAUAUUUAAACUGUCAGUGUUCACCUUAGGGUUGUGGGUUUUUGUUCCUUGUCAGUCAUUGUCACUGUGGACUUUACGAUCGUGUUUUGUUUUGUUUCGUGUACUUUACCAAUUAAAGUCAUGUUCGUAUCGCACGCUGCGCCUUGGUCCACUCAUUUCGUAGACGAUCGUGACAAAACUCCACUAUGGCCAAGACCAAAGAGCUGUCAAAGGACACCAGAAACAAAAUUGUAGACCUGCACCAGGCUGGGAAGACUGAAUCUGCAAUAGGUAAGCAGCUUGGUUUGAAGAAAUCAACUGUGGGAGCAAUUAUUAGGAAAUGGAAGACAUACAAGACCACUGAUAAUCUCCCUCGAUCUGGGGCUCCACGCAAGAUCUCACCCCGUGGGGUCAAAAUGAUCACAAGAACGGUGAGCAAAAAUCCCAAAACCACACGGGGGGACCUAGUGAAUGACCUGCAGAGAGCUGGGACCAAAGUAACAAAGCCUACCAUCAGUAACACACUACGCCGCCAGGGACUCAAAUCCUGCAGUGCCAGACGUGUCCCCCUGCUUAAGCCAGUACAUGUCCAGGCCUGUCUGAAGUUUGCUAGAGUGCAUUUGGAUGAUCCAGAAGAGGAUUGGAAGAAUGUCAUAUGGUCAGAUGAAACCAAAAUAUAACUUUUUGGUAAAAACUAAACUCGUCGUGUUUGGAGGACAAAGAAUGCUGAGUUGCAUCCAAAGAACACCAUACCUACUGUGAAGCAUGGGGGUGGAAACAUCAUGCUUUGGGGCUGUUUUUCUGCAAAGGGACCAGGACGACUGAUCCGUGUAAAGGAAAGAAUGAAUGGGGCCAUGUAUCGUGAGAGUUUGAGUGAAAACCUCCUUCCAUCAGCAAGGGCAUUGAAGAUGAAACGUGGCUGGGUCUUUCAGCAUGACAAUGAUCCCAAACACACCGCCCGGGCAACGAAGGAGUGGCUUCGUAAGAAGCAUUUCAAGGUCCUGGUGUGGCCUAGCCAGUCUCCAGAUCUCAACCCCAUAGAAAAUCUUUGGAGGGAGUUGAAAGUCCGUGUUGCCCAGCGACAGCCCCAAAACAUCACUGCUCUAGAGGAGAUCUGCAUGGAGGAAUGGGCCAAAAUACCAGCAACAGUGUGUGAAAACCUGGUGAAGACUUACAGAAAACGUUUGACCUGUGUCAUUGCCAACAAAGGGUAUAUAACAAAGUAUUGAGAAACUUUUGUUAUUGACCAAAUACUUAUUUUCCACCAUAAUUUGCAAAUAAAUUCAUGAAAAAUCCUACAAUGUGAUUUUCUGGAGAAAAAAAAUCUCAUUUUGUCUGUCAUAGUUGACGUGUACCUAUGAUGAAAAUUACAGGCCUCUCUCAUCUUUUUAAGUGGGAGAACUUGCACAAUUGGUGGCUGACUAAAUACUUUUUUUCCCCACUGUACGUAAAAAAAUCCCUAAAACAGCAAAUGAUGGGUGAUUAUUUUGAUUUAUUCAAAUUAUGAUGAAAUAUCACAACAGUCUGUGAGUGUAUGAAUACACCAGUGGAGGGUCCUCAGAGGAGGAAGGGGAGGACCAUCCUCCUCAGUGAAUUUCAUAAAAAUAAAUGUUUUACAACAUUAAAAAAGUUAUCCUUUUUAGAUAAAACCAUACUAAAGCAUAAGCUACAGCUAGCUAGAACUGCAGUGCAUAAAAUGUGGUGAGUAGUUGACUCAAAGAGAGAAAAUGAAAAUAGUUGAACAGUUUUGAACAAAUGAAUUUCUUCCUAAAUGAAGGAGAAGCAAGAGAGAAAUAGAGAGAGAACGAUUUAGUUUUCUUUCACUUUCAGUUUCACUUAAUUAGCUAUCAAAUGCAGCUAGCUAGUUUAGCCUACUCAAACACCCUACUCAAACAGAGGGAUGCUAUGUUAGCCAGCUGGCUAUGACUAUCCAACACAACACUGGAACUCUUCCAAGUCAAGGUAAGCUUUUGGUUUGACUAAUUUAUUGCCAUAGGGGCCCGCUGGUGUAACUGCUUACUGACUGUACACUGUAACGUUACUGCAUGAUUGUAGCUGGUUUACUAACGCGUUAGUUCUAUUAGCUAUGCUGACUAUGACGUUACUUUAGCUACACAUGAUGUAGGCUGUAUGUAGCGGUUUGGCUUGGAAAAGGUUUUUUCGCCUGGUCACAAACAGCUGAUGUGUUUUGCAUUGAAGUCCGCAAGCGAAGGGAAGAGGUGAAAGGAGGAGAGCACAUAAUGUAGAUGUGAGAAGGAAUACAACGUGGCUGCUAUGAAACUGUGAACUGUGUUUACGUGUGAUCAGGGGUGUAUUCAUUCCGCCAAUUCUGUUGAAAAACAUUUCUUAAACAGAGGCAAACGGAACAAAACGGGGAUAAACAUACCUGCAUUUGUCCAAUAGAAACUCUUGUUUGCAACUGUUGGACUAAUGAUUACACCCAAUAUCAGCUAGAUGCAGGCAAGAGUGUGCAAGGCGGUAUUGAAUGUCACUGUCUGUCCAUGUGUCACUGUCUGUCACAUCAAAUUUGUCUCUCGACCUGUGUGCACCUACAUUGUAAACUUUCAUUCAUAGGCUAGGUUGUAGCAACCUCAUGAUGGGUAUAGGGAAAAUUCUAGUAUCAUGUAGUAUUCUAAACCUAUCGCUAUUACAUUGAACUGAGUGAAUGGAAUAUGAAUCCAUAAUGCUGUAAUAGAAGUAAGGCCAUGCUCAUGAAAAAAAAAAUUGUCCUCCCUCAUCUGAAACGGCACUGACCGCCACUGAAAUACAUGGUUUAUUGUAUGUGUGUUUGGUCUGUGUAAGUUUUAGAACAUAAAGUCAGUGCAGCCUAACUGAAUCCAAAUCGUAAUUUCUAUCUGUCUGAAUUGUAUUGAACAAUGACAUCCUCUUAUUAAACUUGUGUGUGUGUGUGUGUUACUGUGUUCAGCCUGUUCUGCUGGGAGGUAUGGAGAGGACUGUUCCCAGCUGUGUCUGUGCCAGCAUGGAGGCUUUUGUGACAGGGUGACUGGCCAGUGUUCCUGCCCCAGAGGGUGGACCGGAGCAGCCUGCGAGCUGGGUGAGUCCCCCCUCUGUCCCUGUAGGUCAAAUCAACCACAGGAGUGAGGGCGUUCAUAGCUGUACUCACCUUGGUCCAAAUCUAACCUGGGAUUGAAUUAUUGUGCAAAACUCCCAUUGACAUCAUUGCAUGAUUUACUAGAAAGCCAGAGUCAGGAACAUGGAUUCCUGGUUAGGAUUCAGCUCAUUGUGUGGUGGAUUUAUUGUGUGAUCUGAGGCCUCUGUUCUCUGCCUCUCCUAGACUGUGGGGAGGGGCACUAUGGAGAGGGGUGCACACAAACCUGCAGCUGUCAGAACGGAGGGGCGUGUGACAGAGUGACUGGGGGGUGUAGCUGUCCCCCUGGCUGGACUGGAGAGCACUGUCAGACAGGUGACCUGUGACAUCACUGCUUCCAAAUGCAAGGGGUGCAUCCCAAUAGUUUAGACUGGGUUCCUACCUCAUCUGUUUGGAUAGGUGAAAGCAAUCUGUCAGAAGCCAAUGUAGAGAUAUGCUUUCUGCUACCCUGUUCUUUUAGAUCAGUGCUGAUGAAGGAAAGGAGUUGAGGAAAGAAAGCCACUAAUGACUAUUGAGAUAUACCCAAAUGAGUCUUUCCUCCUCCUUUCACGUUUCUGUCUUUAAGGAGAGAGCAGUUGGGUCAUGUUCUGAAGGGAGAAAACGUUUUGAAAUAUAAUUAAAUGGGAAAGUCCUACCUGUACUUGUCCAAUAAGAACACAGAUUUUCGUUUUCAGACCGUUUCUAAAACGUAUUGCUACGUUGUGCCCUACUGAACACCACCCAUGUGUCUGUGCUGCAGCCUGCCCAGACGGUCUCCAUGGAGAAGGGUGUGAGCAGAGGUGUCAGUGUGACCACGGGACAAGCUGCCACCACGUGACGGGCAGGUGUGAAUGUCACCCAGGAUGGAGAGGGGCCCGAUGCGACAAACGUGAGUGUGACUUGACAGGGGCCGGAAAGGGCCACUUUGGAAAAAAGACAUGAUCAAAUCAUGCAUACUUAAUUUAUACUAUGAGAGGUCAAUUACUGUAUAAAAAAACUGACAUUCAUUUUGAAAAUCCAUCCAUGUUUUAUUUGAAUACAUACCUGGGACUAAGAUAGAUACAUUCACUUUGCGGUUAAAUCAUGAAUUGUCAUUAUAAGGAGGGUUCAUCUUUAUUUAAACAAGAAAGUUGUACACACAACAACAAUUGUCACUGUUUAAAGUGAAUAUUCCUUAGUUAGUGAUUAAUGUGUGUCUGAUGUGCCCCAGCCUGCCUGCCUGGGGUCUACGGUGCUUCCUGUGCCCAGCAGUGCCAGUGUCAGUCUGGGGUGCCCUGCCACCACAUUACUGGGACAUGUGGCUGCCCUGCUGGUCUCACUGGGAAUGGCUGUGAGGAGAGUAAGAGCACAUCUCUACCACUUACCACCAUCUCUUUAAACACACACAUGCUCACACACACACACACCAUCCCCCCGCUCCUCUCCCCCACUCCCUUCUUUCCCUCACACACUCAGCAGACAUCUGAUAAACGUUACAAUCAGGUUGCCAAGUAAAACAGGAGACAUUGUUUUUGUUUCCUGGGUGGAUAAGGGCUUUUGGAAGGCAUACAUGCAUAAUGACAGCGCUGUAAUUGCCUCUUUAGUCUGGAGUCGUUUCUUAUCUGUCCUACACGCUGCAUCAGUAAGUGCUGUGGUUUCAGCCGAGAGAGAGAGAGAGGGAGGGAGAGAAAAAACAUGUUUGUUUCAUAGAUUUAUCUUCCCUUGUGUGAGUAUCUGAGUGUCUGUGAACUACUGCAUUGUCUGAGUGUGAAUGGGUAUUUGAAUGUGAGUGAGUGCUUACAUUAUAUUAUGUCUGCAUAGAGAUUGGGUUUGGAAAUCCAUGUACAAGCAUACACACACCAUGUUGCAAUGUAAUCCAGAUAAUGUUGAGUGUUUUAGUGUGUGCGUGCGUGCAUCUAUGCCCAUCUUCUCCAGUCCUUAUUGUACAUGCUUGUGUCUCCUGCAGCGUGUCCAUCAGGUGUGUUCGGACUUUAUUGUAGCCAGAUGUGCCAGUGUUCUGGGGACCAUGAGCAGUGUCACCCUGUCACUGGAAGGUGUGCCUGUCUACCUGGUUACUACGGCCACCGUUGUGAACUCAGUAAGUAGUGACUAUUGGGUAGUCUGCUGCUGUGAACAGAUUUUUGUUUUAAAUGAUUCUAUGGUUUCAACAAUGGAAUCGCAGUGCACUACGCAAAGACUGACUUUGAAUAAGUGUACUGUCUGUCUGUGUCUGUCUCUUUCUCAAUUUCUCUCUCUCUCCUCUCUCCCUCUCCGUUUCUCCAUGCAGGACAGGCUAAAAAUGGGCCGGGUUCAUUUAUGGUUGUGGUAACCGUAAACUCUGAUUUGUGAUUAUUUUGUAUUUUGAUCCAUUAAUAUUAAUAUUUUCACAAAGUACAAAUUAAAAUGUCCAAAAGUUGAUACAAAUGUAUAUUUUUGUUAGUUUAUCAUACCAACUACAUUGAAAUACACAUAAUUUAAAAGCCCAUUUCAUAAAGAAUGUUACAAACUGGACAAUAUGCAGUAACUUACCUUGAAGAGAUGGUGAUUGGGUCUAAAUUGGUAUUUAAAAGUGAAUGUCCUUGUCUUUAACUGCCAUUUCCCGAAAAUCAGACUCUUCCCACUAGCCAACACAUUUUUCUUAGCUUCAGAAGCAUCUUCAUUCACCACAUUUUGUGUGGUUAUCCUUAGACAUAAUCUCCAGACGUAUACAGUGCCUUCAGAAAGUAUUUACACCCCUUGACUUUCUCCACAUUUUGUUGUGUUACAAGGUGCGAUUAAAGCUAACAAGACUACCAAGCUAACUAGCUAGCUAGCUCACUCGCAAGACUAGUCAAGUUAUCUGCAUUGUUGCUUGCAUGCGAUUGGCUGUGGUCUUGGGGUGGCACACAGCCUGGGAGACAGAGCUGCCUGUCAGGCAUUGUUCAGAGCUUAAAUGCCCAAUGAGGGCUUAGAUGCCCCACAAGCUCUUAGCUCAAGGUAAGGGACAUUUAGCUUGCUAACAUUAUAAUUUAUAAACUGAUAAUGAGCUCCAAACACAAAUGAAAGCAUGAUGUUAGCAUGAAAUCUACCAUCCCUUAGUGUAGCAAUCAAUAAAAACAUACAGUGCCUUCAGAAAGUAUUCAAACGAUCUCCACAAAAUACUCUGUAAUGUCAAAGUGGAAGAAAAAUUCUAACAUUUAAAAAAAGAUUAUGAAAAUAAAACACUAAUACAUCUUGAUUACAUAGGUAUUCAACCCCUGAGUCAAUACAUGUUAGAAUCACAUUUGCCAGUGAUUACAGCUGUGAGUCUUUCUGGGUAAGUCUAAACGCUUUGCACACCUGGAUUGUACAAUAUUUGCACAUUAUUCUUUUAAAAAUUCUUCAAGCUCUGUCAAUUUGGUUGUUGAUCAUUGCUCAUUUCGCUUGUUUGCAAUGUAUGCUGUUUAAACGCAGUGCCAAACAUUGGGAUGCUGGACACAAGCCGGGAUGAUGAGUGCAAUCUAGAUGAGAUAGUCGAUGUGUCAGCAGUGGGCACAGAAAAUAACAUGUUUGACUGUUUCAAUCGGAGAGGACUUCACUUUAUCCAUGUGAACUCACGGAGCCUGCUGCCGAAAUUAGAGGAAUUAAAACUCCUCGCUUUCUAACACUCGAGCUGCAGUAGUUGCUGUGACUGAGACAUGGCUCGAUGGGUCAAUUGAGGACAAUGAGGUUGAGCUACCGGGUUAUAGCAUUCAUAGAAUUGACCGAAACCGAAACGGUGGCUGCUUGUGUGUUUUUACUAGGAAUGAUAUGCAUUUUAACCCUUGUUCAGAUCUGAAAAUGGAUGGACUUGAGGUUGCAUGGGUAGAUAUACUUCUUCCUAAAUGUCGUCCUAUACUUGUUGGUGUGUGCUAUUGGCCUCCUAAUCAGAAUAAUUUAUAUGAUUUACUUGAAUCGAAUUGCUGUGAUCACAAUGUAUUUGCUGAUAAGGAAUGUAUUCCGCCGACUGAAACAACUGGUUGUUGAGCCAACCCGGGUGUGUAUUGACAGUAAAUCAACUUUGGAUUUGAUUAUUGUAUCAGACCACGAGAACGUCUGUCAGUCAGGAGUCUUAAAUAUUGGUUUUAGUGAUCAUAUGGUAACCUACUGAACCCGUAAGAAAUCCAAAAUGCUACUUGAGCCAUGUAAUACCUACAUGAAUAUACAGCCUAUGAAACAAUACUCAAAGGAACGUUUUGUAGAAGUGCUUGGAAAUUUGGUCUCAUGUACUAAACUGUGAUGAUGCUGAUCAAGCUUGGUUUCUGUCUGCACUUGACUCUCUGGCUCCGAUUAAACAAAUUCGAAUCAAACAGCGGUCAGGAAAAUUGAUUACUUCUGAGAUCUUAGACCUUAUAAGGAAAAGGGAUCGCUUCCUGGACAAAUUCAAAAGGACAAAUCUACAACAAGAUUAUGAUGGUUAUAUUAACUGUAGAAACCAGGCAAGAUACAAAAUGGAUAAGGCCAAAUUCCAACAUUACAUAGAAUCUGUUAAUGACAACUUACAUCAGCCUUGUAAACUGUGGAACAUUUUAAAGGACAAUGGCUCAAAAAAUCCCAUAAGGUAAAAUCCUGUAGUAUUGGCCUGGAUAUUGAUGAUGUUUUAUGCUAUGACCAGGCAAAGGUUGCAAAUUAUUUUACCACAUUUUUUACCACUAUAACCUCAUCUCUGGUUAAGAAGUUACCGACCUGCUCUGGACACUAUGGCCAGUCUUUCAUUAACAACUUUUACCAUAGCAAAGGUAUCACAAAUGAUUUGUUUGAGCUGUGCAUGGUAACAGAGGACAAAGUUUUCUACUAUGCUUAAUGAGCACAAACAAAGCAACUGGGCUGGAUAACCUUUCCUGCAAGAUUCAUAAAGGAUAGUGCUUGUGUCACUGCUAAAAUGAUAACGCAUAUUGUAAACCUUUCUAUUAGUAGUGGUACAUUUCCCAAUGAUCUCAAAACAGCCAGGGUGGUUCCGCUCCACAAGAAGAGCGGUAAAACAAAUGUAGGAAACUACAGGCCUGUGUUGAUCCUCAGCACCUUAUCCAAAGUUGUUGAAAGAUUAGUAUUGAAUCAACUUGAAGGAUACCUUCUCGAGCACAAACUUCUUUAUGAACUCCAAUCUGGCUUUAGAACAGCUCAUUCCACUGAUACUUGCCUUAUCCACCUUUUUGACCACAUCAAGCAGGAAAGUGAGAAGGGGAACUAUACAGGUAUGGUCAUGUUAGACUUGCAGAAAGCUUUUGACACUGUGGACCAUGAUAUUCUCCUGAUGAAACUGAAAUGCAUGGGUCUAAAUGAUGUAGCAGUGAAUUGGUUUAGGUCUUAUCUGACCAACAGAACACAAAUAUGUAAUGUUGGUGAUGCUCUGUCAGAGGCCAAAUAAAUAUCCUGUGGAGUACCGCAGGGAUACAUUUUAGGGCCUCUCUUAUUUCUUAUAUACGUUAAUGAUAUGCCAGAUACAGUAAAGCGCAAACUCCUGCUUUAUCCUGAUGACUCAGCCAUACUGGUAUCAGGGAAGGACACAGUUUACAUAGAGGAGACCCUGAUUAAGGAAUUGCAUUUUGUCAUAGAUUGGUUGACUGACAACAAAUUGUCGCUACAUUUGGGAAAAACUGAAUCAAUUUUGUUUGGAACAAAACGAUAAAGGUAAACUUUGCAGGCAAGGAGAUUGACUUUAAAACAAGUGUAACUUAUCUUGGUGUGUCCCUAGAUCAAUCCCUUUCUGGAGACUUGAUUGCUGCUAAAACUCUUUCUAAAAUGGCGAACAAAUUGACAUUUUUACAUCGUAACACUUGAUAUUUUAACAUCAAAGUUAAGAAACUGCUUGUCUCAACCUUGAUUCAGUGUCAUUUUUGAUUAUGCCUGCUCUGCUUGGUAUAGCGGGCUAUCAAAAAAGCUGAAAAAGAGAAUGCAGGUCAUGCAAAAUAAUGUUAUCAGGUAUAUGCUGAAUGUCCCUCCUAGGACCCACAUAGGGGUACAGGAGUUCCGGGAGGCUUGUUGCCUUUGGAGUCCAGAGUGGACCAACUUAAACUUCAUCAUAUGUUUGACAUCUUAAAUGAUCAUGCCCCAGGUUAUAUGAAAAACCACAUUGAUAUGGUUUAUAUCCAACACAGUUACAAUACCAGAGCAGGUGUUAUGUCUCGUAAUAUCCCAAGAGUAAACAGUAUUGCGAGGAGCACGUUUUUCUAUACAGGUAUUUGUCUAUGGAAUAGCCUCCCCUUGGAGAUCAAGCAAAGAAAAAGUAGAAAUAGCUUUAAAAAGCAGGCAAAGGUUUUCAUUUGGACAAGGUUGUCUAAGUAAGAGAAACCACUCUACUGCCCCUUAUGCCCCUUACUGCUGGUCAGGUGUAUUUAUUUGAAUGAUAGGUAUGACGUGCAAUGAAUAGAUUGUUUUUUAAGGUCGAAAUGUGAAAUUAAUAUGGUUGAUUUUUAAGGUUAGGGAAAAGUGCAGUGAAUAAUGCCACUUUUUAGGAUGUCAAUAUAAAUGAAUGUAUGUAUGGUUGUUUGUAAUUUUGUUUUGCCUUUAAAUCAUUAUAUGUGUUAUUGUUUUUACCAUCGAGGACCACUUUGGAAACAAGCGUUUUAAUUAAUACUUUUAAGUGAUAUCCUCUGGGUCCACAUUGUACAUUUUGUUGUAUAUGUCUGUUACCCUAAAUAAAUUCAAUUCAAUUCAAUAGCCAGCCAUUUUCAAGUCUUGCCAUACAUUUUCAAGCCGAUAUAAGUCAAAACUGUAACUAGGCCACUCAGGAACAUUCAAUGUCGUCUUGGUAAGCAUCUCCAGUGUAUAUUUGGCCUUGUGUUUUAGGUUAUUGUCCUGCUGAAAGGUGAAUUUGUCUCCCAAUGUCUGUUGGAAUGCAGGCUGAACAUGUUUUGCAGUUUUAAUUUAGUGCCUAAUUGCAAACAUGAUGCAUAUUUUGGAUAAUUGUUAUUCUGUACAGGCUUCCUUCUUUUCACUCUGUCAUUUAGGUUAGUAUUGUGGAGUAACUACAAUGUUGUUGAUCCAUCCUCGGUUUUCUCCUAUCACAGCCAUGAAACUCUGUAACUGUUUUAAAGUCACCAUUGGCCUCAUGGUGAAAUCCCUGACCGGUUCCUUCCUCUCCAGCAACUGAGUUAGGAAGAACACCUAUAUCUUUGUAGUGGCUGGGUAUAUUUAUACUCCAUCAAAAGUUUAAUUAAUAACUUUACCAUGCUCAAAGGGUUAAGGCAAUGUUUACUCCUGAACUUAUUUAGGCUUGCCAUAACAAAGGGGUUGAAUACUUAUUGACUCAUUCCAUCCACUUUGACAUUAUGGGGUAUUGUGUGUUGGCCAGUGAAUUUUUUUUUCUUCAACUUAAUCCAUUUUAAAUUCAGGCUGUGACACAACAAAAUGUGGAAAAAGUCAAGGGGUGUGAAUACUUUCUGAAGGCACUGUACAUAGGGAAUUGUUGUCAAAUGUUUAUUCUAGAUGGCACAUAAUAAAAAAAUGGUGGGGGGAAUGGGCUUCCGUAGUUUUACGUGGCUCAGUGCAGCCGGCAGGCAGCAGCUACUGCUACAAUUUCAGAAUGUAACAGGCUGUUACUGCAAUUUACUGCAAGUCUCAAAUAUAAGGAUAAUGUCUAUACAUUUCAGCUGUUUCAAAAACAUUGCUCUGCUAUUAUCAUUUAUACUGUAGUAUGUUGUGUUGUGUUGAGCUCAACGAGAAAAUUCUGUUUACAGUGCCCUGCUCAGAGGGGUGCAACUGUCGGGCAAGCACUCAAGACGUGAUAAUUUCGCAAGUUUACACAACAGUAUUGACUCUCGAGAAUUGAUAGCUCUUGAGAACCUCUCGAAAAUGUCCCUUUGCUAUCCUCAAUGUGAAAACGGCCUCUGUCUCUGUCUCUCUCUCCCUACCCCAGUGUGUCGAGAGGGAUCAUAUGGGCCAAACUGCAAGGCCAGAUGUAAGUGCAGCAAUGGUGGUCGCUGUGACACUAAAACAGGGACCUGUGAGUGCACACCUGGCUUUCUAGGAGCUGACUGCAGCACUUGUAAGUCUGCAACACACCUGUGAUGGGUGAAAAUGAACAGUAUUUGAUGUCAUCUUCUGACUAUGAAUCAGUCUUCUAUAUAGAAUAAAGAUAUACAGGGCUCAGCCAGAAGGAUGUUGGGAUUAGAUAUGAUUUUACAGAAGGGCUCCAUCACACCGCUUUCACUUGUUGGGUCAUUCCUAAUCAGUGAUUACUUUAAGGAAGGGAGGAAGAAAAGAUGCUGCACUUUUAAAUAAUUUGAAUGGUGCUUUCAUCUCUUUCUUCGUACUGCCAGGUUGUCCGGCGGGGCGCUAUGGGAAGGACUGUGCCCGUCUGUGUUCCUGUGGGGAGGGAGGGCAGUGCCACCCUGUGACUGGGAGGUGUAUCUGCGCCCCAGGCAAAAUCGGGCAGGCCUGCCAGCAAGGUAAUAAUGACUUUUACCUCAUAGGUGAACCUUAUGUCUAUGGGCCAUUGAGGAUGUAAAGACCCGUUUUUGGUCUCAGUCCGUCACUGUUUGUCAUGCACCAGUACAUUUUUGUAGCAUGCUAUGAACUCAUCAAGAACACAGAGUCUGAUUGGCAACUGGGAAUCCACCCAACCAACCAACCAACCAAAUUAGCUUUCAAUGUGUAUUUAGUUAACAAAUUCUCAAUUUCCUCAGUGAAAACGUACCAAUGAUCAGAGGCUCUUAUUUUCCUGGAGAACAGAAGCAGGGUUCUUGAGUUAACCCUAAUCUCGCAGUUUAUCAGCAGUUCCACUGGAGUGCAAACGGGAGUUUCCAUCCAUUCCAGACGAUGGUGUUCGUAAGCGCGCUGCUCUCCUAGUGCACACCAUACGUCUAUGGACGUGCCACUGCUUAUGUUCCUGUGUUGAACGUUUACAGAGACCUAUAAGUAGCUCGUUUUCCAUGUUCCGCGUCGAUGGCGUUGGCGAGGAAACAAAUAAAUAAACAGGGGAAUCAAAGUGAUUCGCUUAUUGUUUUCCAAAUCUAAAUUACCCAGAGAAACAUGAUUAUUAUUUUAUAUCGCUGCCAAAUGAGACCACUUUGCCAUCUCGCUAAUUACCUGUUGCUUAAAUAAACGUGUGUGUUUGUGUGUGUGUUUAACUGUGUGGUGGGCUCACUGCUGGCUGGGUAGCUAAAGAACAGAACUACACAUAAUGCUGGCUUUGGUAGUGCUGUGAUGAUGAUGACUACUAUCUAAAGCCUUGCUGUUCUUCCAGCCUGCCCUAGGGGGCGCUAUGGCCUACAGUGCAGGAACACGUGUGUGUGUCAGAACGGAGCGCUGUGUGAGCCCAGGGACGGGAGCUGCAGGUGUGGGCUGGGCUGGACGGGACCACACUGUGAGACAGGUAACCUCAGCAUAACAUCAACACAACAUCAGGAUAACGUCAGUAUAAUGUCAGGUUAAAAGUAGCUUCUGGCAGGGCAAAGGGUCAGCUGAGUUUAAUUGUGGUUCAGUACUACAUUAGUUUAUCCUGUAGGAGGAUUUUUCAACAUGUCUGCCUGUUCUUGAAGUUGCUUUGUUGAAGUUAGUUUUGUUACUCUCUUUGUUACAACAUGGAAACAAUGUUAGAUGACCCAACAGCCAUGACAAAAUAAUGAAGACUUGUGUUAUUAUGAAUAGUAGCUACCAGCAGUCACUGUGAGCACAGUAACCUCCCAUAUCCCUGGCUUACAGUGUGUGUCUAUGUUUAUAUGAGGUAAUUCCACUAUUAACGUGUGCAGUAUCCGUUACAGGUCACAGGAGGCUGCUAAGGGGAGGACGGCUCAUAAUAAUGUCUGGAAUGGAGUAAAUGGAAUGGUAUCAAACACAUGGAAACCACAUGUUUUAUGUGUUUGAAACCAUUUGAUUAAUUUAGUUCCAGCCAUUACUAUGAGCCCGUCCUCCCCAAUUAAGGUGCCACCAGCCGCCUGUGGUACAAGUACAGACAGAAGGUAUGUUGGUUGUGAGUGUUGUGUUGUUGUUACUGUAUGUCUCUACCAUAUGUCUGUUUGUCCAGCGUGUGUCCAGGGGAAGUACGGACCGGACUGUGCACUGGACUGUCCCUGCCAGAACAACGGGACAUGUGACCGCUUCACUGGCUGUUGCAGCUGCACCGUCGGACACUACGGACACUCUUGUGAACACCGUACGUUGGAUUUUUGUAAUUAUGGUUAGGGCAAGGAGUUUUUCCUCACCAUGUGACCUGUCCAGGAAAAACUUCUGACCCUAUAUUUCUAAUGAAAUAGGUGGGUUGUGUUCAUGUGGGCAAAAAAAAAGGAAAUUGAGCGUUUCUUAUUGGUAGUCCCUCCUUGUUUCAAUCAGUUUUCUAACAUUUGGUGCCAAAUGAACAUGCCCCUGAUUGUGAUGAUUGGUUGUGCUCUUGCAUGAGAAACUAACAACAAAGCUUUUUCCUGUGUUGUCAUCCUGUCUCCAGGGUGUCCCUCUGGCUUCUUCGGACAGAACUGUGCCCGUCCGUGUGACUGCCGGGCGAGACAGACAUGUGAUCAUGUGACGGGCCGGUGUGUGUGUCCGCCUGGCUACCAUGGCUCCCAGUGUCAGAGACGUGAGUACUGGAUGAUAGAGGAGAAGGUGGAGAUCACACAAUCUGAUUCACACUCUGUGUGUGCAUGUCUAUGAAAACGAUAGAGGGAGAGUACAUACAGUAUGAAUACGAACAUAUGUUGGCACAUCUCCGUGAGCAGACAGACAGGCAGGCAGGCAGACGUGGUUAUUUGAUGAGAGGCAGGUGUUUCCUGGCUGCCACAGCAGAGACAGGCUGUUUAAUGCAUUCCUUUUGCAUCUCUGUGGCCUCCUCCCUCCUGCCUCCUGCCUGCUCUGGGCUCCUCAGCUCAGUGUGAGGGCCUACAUGCCCACUUCAGCCCCAGCAGGAGAGCACUGAGCACUGCAGAGCAGCAGCCAGAUAGUUUGACCCUCUAUAAUAAAGUAAUAGAGACAGACCUGUGUGUGUGUGUGUGGGGGGGGGGGGGGGGGGGGCUAUGGAGGAGAAGAGUGAUGAGUGUGUACUGUUUGUCAUGGGAAAAUAAAAUGAGACACAUAGUACACACGUGUGUGUGUGUGUGUGUGCGUGUGUAUGUGUCUCACUGUGUGUGUCUGUCCCAGGGUGCGAGGCUGGCCGGUUUGGGGAGGGCUGUCAGCAGUCAUGUGACUGUGUUGGGGGGGCCCCCUGUCAUCCAGCCACGGGACAGUGUCUCUGCCCCCCAGGGAAGACUGGACAGAGAUGUGAAAAAGGUACGACCACCUCUACACUGCAACAGCACUCUAUCUCUUACAGUACUGUCUCUUAGAUAUGCCUUUAAAACUACGAGCCUUCACCGGCUGCUACAUAUUGAUUUGUAAUGGUUUGUGUAUGUAUUAUAUGCUUUUACCUAAUAGAAAAAUAACUUGUCAUUUACUGUAUUUAAUCUGCCAUUUUAUUUUUUGUGUGCUGUCUCCAUUUUUUCCUCGUUGUGUCGGUCUACUUCAUGUCUAUCUUCUGCCACGUUCCUCUCUUUCUGUCCAUCAGACUGUGGAGGAGAUCGUUUUGGUCCGGGCUGCUCCCUGCAGUGCCAGUGUUCCCAUCAGGCCCAGUGUGACGCUCGUAAUGGCCGCUGCCUGUGUCCUGUUACCUGGCUGGGCCCCACCUGCACAGAAGGUACUGUAUACAUGCACGAACGCACAUGCAUGCAUGCAAACACAAACACACACGCAUGCGUGCACACACACACACAUGCACGCAAACACAAACGCAAACACACACACACCUCACACACACAUCGCCCUGAUGAGUGAGUGUUACGGUCCGCCCAUCACAGCAGACACCAAGGACCAGAGCUGUAAAGCUGAACCAGGUUUUCAUGAAGUAGUGUGUCGGUAAGUGUGUCAGGCUCAUGCCUUCAGCUCUGUGUGUCUCCCUGUCUCCCUCAAUAGCCACUCCAGCCUCUGACAGUUAUUUUAAUCCACACCCAGCAGGGUGUCUGGCUUGAAGCUGUCUCGGUUUCCCCAACAAGCCCAGCUCACGGGAGACCGUACAGAUCGAGCAGCAAACACCCCAGCAACUCCCCGAACGCCGAAGAACAUUUGCUUUUGAUUUCUAGAAGGUGCCAAAUGUCUUUUUGUCUGUCUCUUCUUUCUUUUCAGGACUACUAGAGACUGCAGAGGUCCCAGCGUUGGGCUUCUCUCCCUCCCUGAAGCGGCCGACUGGUCUCUCCCACUCGGAGCUCCGCUGGAGGCCCCACAUCCCAAAUACCCCCGCCAGACGUCUCAAACACUGA